AUGUAUUUCUCAACUCUCAUCCUCCUCGCUGGCACUGCCCUCGCAGUCCGACCCAGCUCACAACUCUUAGCACCUCAAUUCGCCAAGCGCCAGAAUGCUUGCUUCCUGAUCGGAUCUGAGGCCCUCCCGGAGGAGACCUCCGAGCUGGCCGCCUCUCUCGCUGGCACCGUUACGUGCGACACCUCGCAGACCACCAUCGACGGCGUCCCUGAUGUCUCCUCCGGCGGCGUCACUUUCUCCUCCAUCAACUUUGCCACCUCGGGCCAGACGCCUCUCGCCUUCGCUCUCGAUCAAUUCGCAACGACUGAGCCGCUGGCCAACAACGAUUUGCUAGUGUUCCAGAACGAGCUCAAUGUCUACCUCGCAACCGAAGCGGGCAUCAGAUCCGUCGGGGGAAACCUCGCCGUCAAGGUCCCCAAGUUCUUCAUCCAGUUUCAGAUGGCACGUAUUCAACAGGCACAGGGCGUCGUAUCCGACGUUCCCGGCAUGACGGUGGAGCAUCAGCUUGGAAAGGUGCUCAAGAACGCGGCUGGAGAGGACCAGGCUCUGCUGGACCAGGUAAACAAUUUGGCCGUUACUCUGAACUAG
Molecule: messenger RNA, 588 nt
Organism: Fusarium vanettenii 77-13-4
Lineage: Eukaryota; Fungi; Ascomycota; Sordariomycetes; Hypocreales; Nectriaceae
Exons: 2
Coding region: 1-588 (195 amino acids)
Source: RefSeq, a predicted model, not a curated record